Colletotrichum graminicola M1.001 is the source of this 570-nucleotide messenger RNA. RefSeq lists its product as uncharacterized. NCBI's taxonomy places the organism in Eukaryota, Fungi, Ascomycota, Sordariomycetes, Glomerellales, Glomerellaceae. The transcript has a single exon. The record is from RefSeq and is a predicted model, not a curated record. The annotation marks the transcript as partial.
CGCGUCUCCCCUUCAAUUAUGCGGUCGCAAUUACUGACAGUUUGCGUUUUGGCUACAAGCUUUGCUUCCGGAAUACCUAUCGAGCCACGUUGGGGGGCUCGCGCCACCGUCGGAUAUAGGACUGUUCACCCAGAACAAGCCAGAAUCUAUAACAGCAACGGGAAACUCUCAUACGAUCCGACCCAUACAGUGGUAGCCCAGAUUGGCCUAGGUGUCUACACCACACCUGGUCCAGGACAAUGGCCUGGUGAACCUGGUGAUUGGUAUUGCCAUAUCACGGCGCAGAAGUCCACUCUGGAUAGUUUGAAUAAAGUAUGGGUGCCAAGAAGAUUUUGGAACAACCUCCACAGGAUUGAUGAUUGGAUCGACGAGUUGGGCUUCAAUCCCGCACUGACAUUACGCCUGUCACCUAUCGAGGACAGAGAAGACAUCUUGCAGCUUCUGAUCCCACCGACCUUACUUUCCGGACACAAAAUGGACUUCAAGGUUCAUUGUGCUGCAGACUAUCACAGCUUGCCCUAUGAACCUGUUAAUUACUCACAGUGGAAGAAAGUCUAUGGUAAUCCAUAA